AUGAGGUUCUCCUUUGUUUCCGUUGGCCUUUUGGCCUUGCUCACCCCCUUGACGGCGGCCUGGAGCAAGGAGGAUCGCGAAAUCUUCCGCGUUCGUGAUGAGAUCCGGGGACAGGAAGGCACUGAAAAGACCUUUUACGACAUCCUCGAGAUCCAGCCCAACGCCAACCAGGACGAGAUCACCAAGGCGUACCGCAAGAAGACCCGCUCUCUCCAUCCCGACAAGGUCCGCCAGAACUUGAUCGCGGAGCGCAAGGCAGCGCAAAAGCAAGCCGGCAAGGCUGCAACCAAGGUCAAGGCUCCCAGCGAGUCCGAGAUCCGCACCGCCCAGCGACAUGCCUCGGAACGGCAGACCCGCCUGAGCUUGAUCGCCAACAUCCUGCGCGGCUCCGAGCGCGCCCGCUACGACCAUUUCCUCACCAACGGCGGUUUCCACUACCUCGCCCUCUACAUGAGCUGGAAGCGACGCCGCGAGUUCCUCGAGAGGUACAUCAAGUUUGCGCGACAGACUGCCUGGGGUGAGAACCUCGGCAUCAGCACUGCUGGCGCUUCCGUAGCCGCCCGACCCGCUCCCGCGCCCGCCGCCGAUUCCGAUGCCGAUGCCGAUGAAGAGUCGUAUCAGCCGAGGAACCGCCGGGAGAGACGUCUCCAAGAGCGCGAAAGCCGACGCGACCAGGGCAAGAAGGCACCCAAGAAGAAGACACCCGCCACCGCCUCGUCCCAAGCAGCGCAGUCCCAGGACGGCCCUACUGGCGCCAGGAAGCGGGUCGUUGCGGAGAAUGGCAAGGUUCUUGUUGUUGAUUCUCUUGGUGACGUCUAUCUUGAGGAAGAGGAUGAGGAGGGCAACGUUGAACUCUUCCUUCUUGAUCCCAACGAACUCCGCAAGCCCCGGAUCACCGACACCGCCGUCAUCCAAAUUCCCCUCUUUGCCAUCAAGAUGGCCACCCUGCGUGCUACCGCCGGGCGUCCCCAGCCGAUCGCUGUAGAGGAUGACGAGGAGGAGAUCGAGGACGACGACUCGGAGCCGGCGCAGCCCACCCCCAGCUCAGGCUCUGAUGUCGGUGACUUUGAGAUGCUUGAGAAGUCGACCGACUCGUUGGGCAAGGCCAAGGCGACUGGAGCGCAGGCACAGUCGGACGCUAGUGGCAAGAAGAGGCGCAACAAGAAGAGGUGA
This is a messenger RNA of Parascedosporium putredinis, 1173 nucleotides long. The record is from the annotation of a GenBank genome assembly. NCBI's taxonomy places the organism in Eukaryota, Fungi, Ascomycota, Sordariomycetes, Microascales, Microascaceae.